GGACAGCUCAAUAUCUACUCACAGUGAAACAGAUCAAAGCCCAGCGUGCUUUGAUCUGUCCUGAUCACCGCUGUAUGUGUGGCACUAAUGACCUGCCAUACAUACCCUCUGUUAAUUCUCUACUGCGGGGUCUAUUCUGCUACCCAGCCGGGUCGCGCAGACGUGGGAAUACUUUUCAACCAGUGUGUGUUUGUGUUUCAAGUGAAACUGGCUUGGCUUUAUAGAGAAGGUGGUGGGCGGGACUUGCAGCAGUGAAGGCACACUAUUAGCUCCCGAAGGGCUCUUUCACCCGGGAACCCAAUCCCAGCCGACUGCCUCUGCCUCGGGCGGAGUUUGAGGAGACCCGCGGUUAAUUUUAGUUUGUGUUGGUUGGACGGAGAGGAGGAGGAGGAGGAGGAAGAAGAAGAGGACGACGAAGUGGAGGAGGCGACGGCUGUCUUCUUCUUGUUGUUGUUUUUAUUUUUUAUUUUUUAUUAUUUGUCGCCUACCAGCAGGCACGUUUCUUGGGAGCAAACGCAAGCGGGUGUAACUGUCGUCGGCCGGUGUGUCCCGGUUGCGGUUCUACACUGACUUCUAUGGAGGAUAAAUCUGAUUAAUCCUUUCUUGUUGUGCUUUUUGGACCAAUUUAACUUGUAUAGAGCAUUUCACCGGAUACGGUUUGGACUAGUGUCUAAAGCCCGGACAUUGGUCAUCCAGGGAGAUAAAACAUGUCACUGUGUCAACAGCUGGAGGGGAAAACACGCGAUGGAUGUCGGUCAGUCUCCGCUUUGUAGAUAACACAUGGUCUUUAUUCACCGUUCUUGUAUUCAUUCAUUCAUUCACUGGACGGGGAGGUGAACAGACGCUGGCCUGCUGUCAGAGACACUGUGGGAAGAGGAGAACCGGUCACAGCGAUGGAGUCCCCCUACACAGACCCUGGCUGUUAAUGCUUCACAGAUUAAUAAGUUAAGAAGGAAAGCAGGAGAGGCGAAGACAAGAAGCUCUCCCCUAACCCCGGGACGAAUAACACGACAGGAUGCGUUACCGCCGUUAACUUCCACUCUGAGUGAGUGUGGGCAGUGCCAGCAGUUGGGGACGACCGUUGGCCGUUAAUCCUACGCUGUGUGGGUGCGUGCACGCGCCUCUGUAUGUGGAUGGUGAUGGUGAGAACCGGUUUUUGAUGCGCGAGAAAGUGACGUGCCGCUCUCCUACCUUCCCGCCCUUUGCCACGAGCCUCAAGUCAACUCAGCGAACCAGGCAGCCGGGUCCAGCUUCAUUUCUCUCUCCAUAGCCUCCUCACAAACUCGCCACCUUUACCUACCUUCCCCGUGUUGUUGUUGUUAUUGCUCUUAUUAUUUAUUUGAGCGCGUGUCCCUCACUCUGACUCUCCAAGUCUCGCGGGAUAUAAAGGAAAUAAAAGGGGUGAAUCUAAAAGAGCGGAGGGGAAAAGGAAAGGAAACACACACACACACGAAAACAGAUUAAGACGAACAGGAGCCGCAUAUAUGAAGAUGCUGAUGUGUGACCGCGGCGUCCAGAUGCUCGUGACGACGGUGGGCGCGUUCGCCGCCUUCAGCCUCAUGACCAUCGCCGUCGGUACCGACUACUGGCUGUACUCGCGCGGGGUGUGCCGCGUGAAGAGCAGCGGCGACAACGACACGAGCCGCAAGAACGAGGAGGUGAUGACGCACUCCGGCCUCUGGCGAACCUGCUGUCUGGAAGGAACCUUCAGAGGUGUGUGUAAGAAAAUUGAUCACUUCCCAGAAGAUGCUGACUAUGAAGCAGACGCAGCUGAAUACCUCCUACGUGCUGUGCGUGCCUCCAGUCUUUUCCCCAUCAUGAGUGUGGGUCUGCUGUUUCUGGGUGGGCUCUGCGUGGCUGCCAGUGAGUUUUACCGAAGCCGACACAACGUCAUCCUCAGCGCAGGAAUCUUCUUCGUCUCAGCAGGCCUCAGUAACAUCAUUGGAAUUAUUGUCUAUAUCUCAGCCAACUCUGGCGACCCAGGCCAGAGUGACAGCAAGAAGUCCUACUCCUAUGGCUGGUCUUUUUACUUCGGCGCCCUCUCCUUCAUUAUGGCGGAAAUGGUGGGUGUGCUGGCUGUGCACAUGUUCAUUGAGAAGCACCGCAAGCUCCGGGCCAAGUCCCGCACUGAGCUCAUCAAGAAGUCCGCCUUUAGCCGCAUCCCCUCCUAUCGCUACCGUUUCCGGCGCCGCUCCAGCGUUCGCUCUUCAGAGGCUCCCAGCCGCGAUGCCUCGCCACUGGGGAAAGGUGGCUACACAGGGCCCGCCGCCUCCGAGAUGCCCAUGUACACGCUGAACCCACGAGAGGCCGGCAAUGCCGGCAGCAAACCUGUUGGCGGCUUAGGCGGGCUGCUUAACUCGGAGAGGGAUUUCCUCCAGAGCAGCACGCUCACUAAAGACUACAGCAAGGACCCCAACCGCAGAACCACACCUGUCUGAGAGGUGCUGGCUACAGAUAUCGCCCCAAUCAGAGUAUCAAAGAGGAGGAGGAUGAGAAAUGUGGGGGGGGAGAGUGCAAGCAAAAGCAGGGGACACACAGGGUUAUGGGGUGGGAAGGGGGGGGGGCGGUUGCUAAACUUCGACUGUGAACUGUGAACUUUUAGCCUUCGAACUGUGAAUCCUGAGCCCUGUGAGAGUGUGUGCAGCAGGGUUGGUUUUAAUAGAGAAGUUGUUCCCAGCCCCAGCACAUAUCACUGUAGUAAUACUUGUAACUCCUUAUAUAUCAAGGCACAUUCGGUUUAUGUUCAUGAGUUUUAUGUUCAUAAAUUGAUUUUCAGGCUUUUUCCUCACAGGAGAAAUGGGAAUUAGUGGAAAUGUAAAAUAUAUUAAGUGUUUUUUCUGUUUGGGGCAACUUCUCUUUAAAAAAAAACAACAACAAAAAAAACAAAAGCACCACAAAAAAAACUACAAUGUGAAUUUGAGGAGAAGGAGUGACAGACUUUGUGUGAACCUCUGUCCUCCUGACCUUUUGGAUAGCAGCAGAGUCGGGUCAGGGAAGGGGACCGGCCUUAGAGCUCCCAGCUGACCCUCUGAUUACAGUAAACGUGAAGACGUCAGCACCUUGUCGUGGGCUCUGAUUCCUUUUCAGUUCAGCUAGAUUCAAAUUAUAAACUGAAGAUCGGUUUGCCCAUUUAAACCAGUGCAUUUGUGGAAGCAGUUAUCAUUUUCUAUACAUUUUGUAUAUAAACUUUCAUACUGAUCGAUCGGAAAGCUCGCUUCACGACUGAACUGAAAAUGAAUUGAGCUCUUCCCUGGUCACAUUUUCCCCUCAUCGCUCUGAUUCCAGGUCAGUGGUUAAACCUACCUGGCGAUUUCAAUGAGUAAAGAAGAAACCGUGGAUUAGCUGUUGCAGGCUGGGUAGAAAAGGUCUGACUCAACAACCUAAAGAAUCUCUUAUAGAUGGUAACGUAAGAUCCAUUGGUGCUUCCUUCUGUUUUCUCUGCCACCUCUUGAUUUAUUUAUUUUUUCACCUAAAACCUAAAAAGAGGUGGUCUGUCUGCCAAGCUGUCUGUCUGCGUCCAUGUGUCACCUCUCACCUUUUUCUGUGUAGCCACACCUCCUCUCACCCUUCCCAUCCUCUCCACUAGAUUUAGCUCCUGUCUUCCAUUGGUGGCGUUUUUGGAGACUAGUUAGGUUUUCUGGAGGUUGUUGGUUCAGGGUACUGUGGAGGGGAGACCACUGAGCUGUGAAUAGGCUUUAAGGCAGCACCGUUUGUUUGCCCACUACCUCUUGGUGAACACAUUUCUGAUUUAAUAUUAAAACCUGUCAGAUUUACAGCCGCAGGAGUAAACACAAGCUAAAGUAGACGUCUCCAAUAGGAGGAAACUGUUCGUAUGUAGCACACAAAUUAAGCAGCGGGAGAUGGAAUUGGAGGAUAUCCAAUUUUAUUAUUUAUUUAAGUCACUCACAGCCUCCUCAUUGCUCUUAAUCUCCACUGCUCACACACUGGCUGACAAACUAGUUACUUACUCCACUGCCACCUCUCCAGCCUUAAGACGACCAGUGUCAAAUACUGCUGCGAUCCACGCAUCGAGGCACCGGAGAACACUUUGUGUGCAUCUGACUGAGCAGCAGUGUUUGGACGCCUUUCAGACUAAUGGCCUUUACACACCGGACAUGUAAAAUUUGCACCAAUAUUUUGUUUGUUAAAAAUACUCGCCUAUUCUCAAUGCAGGCGUUCACAGCUACCGCAUAAUUUUGCAAGACGAAUUUGGAUUUAAUUUAUGGAAUCAAGCACAGUUUUUUAAGAUUUUUUUGCAUUCGAAUUAACAGAUCUGACCAAUCAGACCACUGCAUGUGGCAACAAGUGCGCUUGUAGCUCAAAACGCACUUACUGAACAUACCGAAACGCAACAGUACUGUUUCUUUUCAGACAUACAGCUAGAUGGUGCUCCAGGUCAGUCAACUCUGAAAUAAUUUCCCUGCCUCCUCAGAUGUGGGAAGAGCUCAGACUGCCCUGCUGACAUCCUGAAAUAUGUACGACAGCAGUCGUGAUAAAGAUUCAACUCCUGGAUCAAACCAUGAAAUUCUCCAUGCUGCUGCCUUCUCGUGAGAAUUGAAUGAACCCAGAAUCUCUGCUUCUUUCCUUUUGUUGUUUAGAAACAUCAGGACCAGUUCAUUGUGGCUUGAUGCGUCUUUUUUGAGGACGUUUUUUGCAAAAAUGCAGCAUAUACCUAACACGACAAAUUCGCAUCUGAAAGAUCUAGAAUUUCAUUUUGGUUUUUUUGCAGCAUGCUCGGUGUGUAAUGGCCUUACUUUUCUGCAGGAAAAGCAGCACAAAAAACUACUGUGAUAAAGCCCCUGAUCUACUACUAUAUGCCUAAUAUUUACACAGUCAGUCCACUUGGUUUCCCAACAAUCUAAUGCUGCAUCUGUGCAUUUGUAAGCAGUGGCAACUACUGUAAUUCUGAAGUAUUCCAGCCUUUUAGUAAAAGGAGGCAUAUUCUAAAACAUUAAGAAAACAAGCUGAAUUAUUCACUUUACUCAGUAAUCUUCUAUCUCACGACACGAGGCGACAGAAUUUGACACUGUGAGAAAAAAGGCAACACAGCCAUAAAAUCUACAGAGAGGAGACAGGGAGGGUUGUGAAACCUGAGCAUGAGUAUCUAGUCACACCAUUUUUCUCAACCUGUUUCUGGGACUGUGAGUAACAAGUAAGUGUGAAACUCAAAAGAGGAAAAAAAAUGCUUUUUUUAUUUUUUCAGUUAUUGUUCUUUUACCUUCCCAUAAACAGCCAUUGCACUGUUUUGUAUAAAGUCGACAUGAAACAACACCAACCCGACACUGUCAAGCUACUACUCUGACAGUCAUUACUCUGAUAAUAAAAUAUGUUUUAAACCUCGCACACACUGUUUAAUUUAUGAUGCUGCUGUUUUAUCUCCUGUCUCCGACGCCAUAAAGGGAGCUUAAAGGGACAAACGUGCAUUGCUACUGUCCUCUACAUGUAAAUAUUAAUUUUGCAACUGCAACUAGGGGCAUCAGCUUUUGUCAUGGGCUGUGAAAGGGGAAAAAAAACCCUACUUUUCUCCAAGCAAGGGCUUUUAAUUUUUAAAGGACAGGAGCACACAAGGGCUUUUUAUGCUCAGCACUGCAGCAAUUUCAUUUUAAGGGUGUAACGUGGGAGGGAGGGGGAGAAAAAGCAAAGUACAUUUGCACAGAAACAAUCGUUGUUGAACAAGCUAACCGCUAAUACAGCACGCUUUGUGUAAAAGAGAAGCUGAAGUAGAGGAAAAUCAGACUACGCUUUUCUACUCUGCUACUUUUUUUUGACUUAACUUUAGGUUAGAUGAGUAAUUUUGUGACGUAAUUAGAGAUGAAGACUAUUGCCUUAAGCAAAGGUAGCAUAUUUAAGAGUUAUUUCAGUUGCUUAAGAUUCAAACAUAAAUUAGCAAAAUAUGCCUGGUGCCAAAUAUUACUCCAGAUGUUUUCUAUGUAUCACGACCUCCAGGUUAGCUUUAGGUUUGCAGUUGUAAGUACUCUAAUCCGCGUAGGAUUUACUGACUCAACAGUAGCGGUAGCUUCGUAGCUCUCAUCGGCUCAGACCUCGAGAGGUCUGCUUAGGGUCGAAGUUCAGAACUGCCAUCCAUGAGCCAUGUCAGCGUUGACCAUUCAAACCAUGCAUGCCAUAUCCAUUUGCUUCCAGUGCUUACAUUUGCUUUAGUCUCAAAUGGCACCCUAAUCUCUAUACUCUGUAGGGAUACUCGACUGCUACACAAAAGACGCCUUACAAGGGCGCGCGGGCCCAUUAGCCCGCGCUGUAAUGAUGUUUACUUCAGUAGAGCACAGGGUGCUUUUUGAGACUAGGCCACUGUCUAUCUCUUCUUCAUAAAGCUUUGAUACUCUGAUAUAUUAUUAGUAAAAAAAAAUUAUUCUAUUCUAUUCUAAAGGUGCCACUGUGCAGAGGAUGAUAAACUCUGUCACAUAUUAUAGUAAUCUAUUCAUUGGGGCGGGGGCUGGGGAGGGUUGAUCGCAGGGGGGCGGAGUUGGGAAGCAGGGGUUGUAGUCUUUCUAAUAUUCUAUUAUUCUAGUUUCAUUUUCUACUUUGAUGUGAUUGUGAGGUUGUGUUGUUUUAAUCACAUCUGAAGUUUCUGACAGGAGGGACAUUAGGAGGAGUGGAGCACUCGGACGAUCGCUCAUGGACAUAAACCUCACCUCACCGGUGCCAGAGGUCACUUUACAAUUUGCCAGCAGGACACUCAGCACUGCAGCGCACACACACGCACACACACCACACGGACACAUGCAUUCCAAGUAGCUAUACAUACAAAUUCCUCUACUUUUGAGGACUUUUACCCAAAGCUUCAAUGCUAGUUUUUGUUGUUUGCACUUGCACAGGAGAAGACUGCGUCAGAUAGCAGCCUACAAGCAUCAGUAAACCCUCCAGUUUCACGAGUUUGGAAGACGUAAUGACUGUUAAUUAAAGAAUAAAAACAGGGUUAAGAACUGUCCGAUGCAUUAUUUAAAACCUGAAACAAUGAUGCAUCGACUUCCAGGAAAAAUAUGGUUGGAAAACCCCCCAGAAUGAUUAUUAUCCAAUCGUAGAACUCACGGCUAUGUUAAUAACAAAAGUAAGGGUAUUUAAACACGCACAAGAGAACUAAACAGCUGUGAAAAGCAUGUAUUAGUGAGGCUAGUUAGUGAAUAAAAGGUUUCAGUUUGCUCAGAAGCAUAUAGAUCAGACUCUGGAGGAAUGGAAAAAGGUCAUGUGGUCUGAUGAGUCCAGAUUUACCGUGUUACAGAGUGAUUUAUGCAUCAGGGUAAGAUAGAUCCAGCCUUUACUUUACCUCUGGGGUUGCUUCAGUUGGUCUGAUCUAGGUUCAGCAACCUUAUGUACCCCCCCCCCCACCCCCAAGAAAUGGGGGUCAGUUGAUGAUGUGAUUAAAAUGAAUGACCAACAAUGAUUCCUUUCUUUUCUCACAGCACAGGCAUGAUGAUCCAAGAUAAUUGACAAUCUUUAGGAUGUGCUGCAGAAUCAAAAACAAAACUGGACAGAAAUAAACAUCCGCAUCAUGUAAGCUCAUCAAAAUAAUGCCAUCAUCAUCAAAGGUAAUCAGCUGAUAUCAGUUUUGACCGAACAGCGUAAUCAAACUUUUGCACACUUAAACUUUAACUUGAAAUAGAAUUCGAAGCUUUGGGAUUAUUGGUCCUCAUGAGUAUAGGAGCACAAGAACACAGCACACAACGAUGUAGCCUCGUUAAUGAUCACACACACACACAUACAUGCUCACAGCUUCAGCUUUGCCCGGUGUGGCGCAGAGAGAAAUGUUCUGUUCUGGGUUAAAAAAAACAAAAACAACUAUCACUGUGUCAUGUUUGGUGUUUCUUUGGAAGAAAAUGACAAACUGUUACCACUGCGUCGCUGUUGUGUCGCUCCUCGAUGGGACUUCAGUACACUGAGCCAGCUAAUCAACCACGGAGGACCAGAAAAAAACUGUUUUGAAGGAAUAGUUCAGAGACAAACACUUGCUAUAAGCACUCUACACUUUGCACUCGCAACACACACACCAACACACACUAACGCAUUUAAGGUCACUGUGUGAGGAGGGCUUACAGGUGGAGUUAUGUGCCUGCAUGUUUGUGUGUGUUAAUAUUUACAUUGUGCGUGUUUGUGUGCGUGUGUGCAGUUAGCCUCUCCUCACCCAUGCACCCAGUGCCUGCCUGUCCUGCCUUCAGACAGCUCCAAGAUCAGCCAUGGGGCGUCCAGUAUAACCUCCUCUGCAUCCUCGCGACCUUUAAUGGUUGGACUGGGAUCAGUUUUAGAGCUAACUGCCCCGAUCAUUCCUCAGCAGACGCAGCCAUACAAGCUAAUAGGACUGUUCUGGAUUCAGUCGGCUCUGGCGGAAACAUUUUUAUUAUACUUUUUAAUUUGGAUCUUGUUUUUCUUACAUUGACGUCUCUGUCUGUGCAGCUGGUUUAGGAUCAGCAGAGGGGGCUUGGGGAUAGACUAUGAUCUAUUGAGUCCCUAGUGACACCUGGUCCUGAAUCAGCACAAGCUGAUUUUGCCUGCUGUUCCUCGUGUUCCCAAAUGUCCCAUAAAUUUGGGAAAACAAACUGUGUUUGCUCUGAAAGACUUACUUGUAAAAUUGUUAGGCUUUUUAAAAUGUGUCCUUUAGGAAGUUUCACUCACCAGAUUCCCUCCCCCAAAUGAUUUCACUUUAACUUCAAGCAUUGUUGACGGCGGUGGCAGUUUAUGGAUUGCGGACGUGGUAGUUGUUGUUUUAAGUUUUCUAAACAUAAUCUAUUGAUAGAUAAAGAAUAGCAACCAUUAUUACAAGAAUUAUUCCAGUCUUGGUGGCUAUUGGGCCUGUUUCCCUGUUUUAUUUUUUUUUUGGGGGGGGGGGGUUGUGCCAACCUUUAGCCUUUUAGGAAGAGAGAUUUUGUACCUGUCCUAUAUUUCACAUGAAUUAUUUUGACAGGGAAUACAGAGCGAUUAAAAUGUGCUUUUAACGGUUUUGCCUCAAGCCCUGCAUUCAGACAGUGCUGUUUACGUAGUUUACAGAAUAUAUCUGUGGCUGGCACGGUUGACUGACCAAGGAUGAAAGGCCCAAAACGGUAUCGUGUUUUACCAAGCUUGGAGAGUUUCGCUCUGCAUCAGGAAUAUUCAGGCUCCUUCUUGCUUAAAUUUCUUUUGAAAGUAGCAACAAAACAUGUUUUUUCUCUUCCUGAACAAGUGAAAUCAGACUGUGCCCUUAAACGAAAAGAUCGUGACUGUUUUUACUGAGAUUUACAGAAGACUCGCAGGGAAAUAUCUACAACACUUAAUGUGACAUACUUGUAUUGGAUUACUACACAGGUUUCUCUAUGAGAAAAGCCACGCACCAUAGAGUCUAAAUUGCCCUUGAGUUUUUACUGAGCCAUGUUGUAAUGGGUAGAGUCAGGCUACUCAGUGUACGAAACCAGUGUGACAGUGCACUGGCUGUGGGCUUUUUGCCACGUUUGCUGCAUAACUCUGUGAUUGGCAAAGCCAGUUAGCACUACUUCAUUUCAGACUGUAAAAAACAUUAAAUCAACAGUUGCUAUGAUAUUUGCUUCAUCUUUCAAGAUUAAGUAAGUUAUUUGCUACACAAGUAAAAUACCCAGCAAACCAUAUACAGGACGUAAAAUAGAGGUGAAGUAAAAAUAGUAUUUCAAUGCACACGUCUUCUCCUUGUCCACAGACUAGUAUAACCGUAACCUUUUAAAAAGCCAUUUGUACAUCUAAAAUCUGCCUCCUUUCCUGCACCCUGGACUUAAUGCGUCAGGUUGUUACAGCCACCACCUCUCUGUCCCUGAUAUGACCGUCAUUACCCAGAGAUCAGAACACUGUCACGUGUCACGUGUGUCACGUGAAAGUCUUGCAAGAAUGUAAAGAAAUACUCAAGCAGACAUAGUUAGCAUCUCCAAGAUGUCAACAAAAACCCCGCAGAAAGUGGCUAGCAUGGCCGUAAACUGUUGCGCUGUGCCUCAAAUUACAUAUUUCUGUACACCUACAGUUUAAAUUAAGCAAAACAUUUGAGUGGAAAUGUGUCCAGUAGCGGUCGUGAUGCUGGUUAGCCUGCUUCGCACAAAGACCCAUAAUUCUUUUAAGCUAAUGUGAGAAAGCUAUGUCCUGUGUACUUAGCACACACACCAGUAUUAAUUAACAGAUAUUGCACUUGUUGUGGCAUGUUUUAGUGUUUUGUUAACUUCUUGAAUUCUGUAGAAGAAUCUGAAGAAUUUAUUAUUACAGAAAGACAGAGACUAAAAAAGCAGCAGCUAGCGAUCCAGUAUUUUUGAUACAACUCUAAAAAGAAGAAGAAGUUACUUUCAGCUGCUCUUUUAUUCACAUGGGUUGCCCACAGUGUGGAAGUGUCUGAACUGAGAUACACCGACAGUUUCUGGUGGUAAAUAAAUGUAACCUGACUUUAUCCAUUUCAAACUGACCCGAGGACUGUUAGAAAAAAAUGCCAGAGCACAAACUCAGGAUUAGAGUCUGAUAUUUUAUUUUAUUUCUUAUGGAUUUGUCAGUUAGUUUAUUAAUUUCUGAACAGAGCAACAAAAUUUGCCACAAAGACAGAGCAAACAAUCCAGAAAUAUUGUCUGUUCAUAUGUAUAUUGUGAGUACAGCGGUGGCCAGCAUAAAGUUGUUUUCAGGGAGUGUAUCUUAGAGGCAUUGUAGCAUUUUGCUUCAAGAUGAAGCAGUUGAUAACUAUAAGGAGGACUAGUAACAAUCAGCUGUUACUCUGUGUGUCUUUAGGGUUAACACUGGAGAUUUUGGGUGUUUUCUUGCAGCAGUCAUGAAAGUAUAAAGUCAAAUGUACAGCUGAAACUUCAAGUAGCAUAAAAAGUAACACUAAAAGCAUGAUGGUAAUAGGUUUAAGUGUUAAAGAUUGUGUAAAUCAGUGUCAGCGGGCAGCUUUUUAUCUUGCUCCAUACCUCUGAGUCCUAUCAUGAGAUAAUUAGUCCUCUACAAACAAAUAUACACACACACAUGCAUGCAGAAACAUGCUGGCACUCACAUUUGUCUUUCUAUACACAGGAACACUGACUGCAUCAUUCACACACACACACACACACACACACACACACACACACACACACACACACACACACACA
Haplochromis burtoni (Burton's mouthbrooder) is the source of this 11072-nucleotide messenger RNA. It is a transcript of the gene cacng3b, whose product is annotated as calcium channel, voltage-dependent, gamma subunit 3b. Gene Ontology annotation, molecular function: voltage-gated calcium channel activity; channel regulator activity. Bases 1485 to 2438 code for a protein of 317 amino acids. Gene Ontology annotation, cellular component: postsynaptic density membrane; AMPA glutamate receptor complex. NCBI's taxonomy places the organism in Eukaryota, Metazoa, Chordata, Actinopteri, Cichliformes, Cichlidae. The transcript is spliced from 5 exons. Gene Ontology annotation, biological process: calcium ion transport; neurotransmitter receptor transport, postsynaptic endosome to lysosome; postsynaptic neurotransmitter receptor diffusion trapping. The record is from RefSeq and is a predicted model, not a curated record.